GCUAUGCAGAAGCGCCUUCAAUGACACUCCAACUUUAUGCUGAUUGUAUGCCGAUUAAACAAUUUAACAGCGCGUUUUCACCUUUUAAUUCACAUCAGAGGAGAUAUGUGAAGGAUCGCCCUCCUCAGAAAUCGCUAAACUGUUUGAAAUGAAGUGCCUGAAGGACUAUAAAAUUGUCGUGACGGCUUAGAAGGCUCCUCUUUAGGGGAAUCGCGGCUCGCUGUUAGCUUUGAGCUAACUGACUUCAGAAGCGACUCGGCACCGAGCAGAAGCAUGAACUGUCCUCCCACGAAACGCCUUCGAGGCCUGAACCAGGACGUGGUGACGGCCUUCGAUGACCCGUUCGGGGAUGACGAAGACUUCACUCAGGACGAUCUGGAUGAAAUCGACAUCAUUGCCUCACAGGCCAUCACCUCCACCGCAGUGCACUCUGGAAUAGGGUCUGAAGCAGGAAACAAAGCGGUGGAGCCGAGCCGCUUGUCAACCAGGUCAACGUCGGCUGCGCAAAACAAGCCUCCGAGCAGAUCGACGGCAUUUCAGAGCCGAGCGAACACAUUUGGCGUCAACAGAGGGAAUGCUGGGAUAUCAAGCAGGGAGCCUCUCGCAUGUAACAGGCAGCAGCCGCAGCUCGGGUCGGGCAGGGAAGACUCCUACAGCGUGCUGGAGGCUCAGCAUGCUGAGCUGAAGAGGAGGCUGAAGGAGGUAGAGGAGGAGAUCCUGUUGAAAAGCGGCGAGAUUCGUGUCCUGAGAGACUCUUUGAAAGCAGCUCAGCAGGAGAAGGAGGCUCAAAGACAAAACCAGAUCCUGCUGGAUACUCAGAGGCAGAAAGAGCAGAGUGACAAAGAGGAGCUCAACAAGAAGGUUCAGUCUCUGCAGACGGAGCUUCAGUUUAAAGAAGCAGAGAUCAAUGAGAUGAAGACCAAACUGCACAAUUCAGACAGAAACAAACUGGGGUCUCCGCCCGCCAGGAGCAGCCCGAGGACCACGAGUUCUGUUGCCCAGAAGCAUCAUGGGAGUGGCAGUAGCUCUUCCUCUCCAAUAGGAAAUGGUUUCAUCACCAAGGAGGCGUUUCUGGCUCAGGCAUCAUCCAGGAUAACCACAGUAAAGGCAAAACGAAACGCAGAUUGUGUGUCCAGAUUAGAAGCAUCUCGCCCAGACCCCUUUCAGACUGUCAGACCUGCUCACUCACGGCACAGAGGCGGUGUCCUGCUGGGGUUGUUGCUGCAGCAGCCUCUGUCUCCCAGCAGCCUCGGCCUUUCUCACCUGCUGUCCAUGAGUCUGACUGACAUCAGCCUGACAACAUCCAGCCGGCUCUCAGAAGGUUUCAUGCUUCGCUCUGAUGUGCCAGCCGGCGCCGCUGGAGCUCCCAGAGCAGCUCUGAGUCCGGUCCAGAGUCUGGCUGUAACUGGACUGAACAUGCUGAGUCAGAACCAGAGACCAGCUGGGCUCGGCAGCAGCAGCAGCAGCAGCAGCAGCAAAGACAGGUCGUGUCCCGGAGCCGUCCUCCUCCUCCCUCUCCUGGACCUUCACCUCUCUCGGCUCUGUCAGGCUCUGGACUCGCCGGCCUCCGCCUCCGCUGACGCCGGUGACUCACGCUCGUCUGCCGACGGCUCCGUCCCGGCAGGCCGCGCUGCCUCGGCUGGGAUUGGACGACCCGGGGAGACGUGUCCGCCUGUCUUCAGCAGCGAGGAGAACGGCUUAGCUGCUCUGAGGCUCCUGUAUCUGCUGCUGGCUCACAGCGACGAGGUGGUGGAAGCUGUGCUGUCUAACAAGAGUGACAAAAACAACAAGGGUGAAGGAUUUGCUCCAGGUAUUGGUUUCAGCUCCCAGAAUCCCUUGCUGCAGUCGUUGCUGCGGUUGUGUGAUGCAGGACUUGGUGGAAGCAGCUCACAUGGGGAGGAGAUCGCCGUCAAUGCCGUGCGGACGCUGUGUGUUCUCACAGAUCGGGCGCCACAAACGCACAGUGACAGGUUGCAGUGCGUUCUGCAGAGGGUGUGUAUGUGGUCCGCAGAGAGCCGGCUGCAGGUGGUUUCGGAGUGUGUCGGCGUGCUCACGUCGAUGUGUGACCACCAAGCGCUGGCCGGGCAGCUCUGCUCUCAGCACGACCCUUGUGUUUUCCUGAAGUUGCUCCAGAUGAUCAGGACCAGAUCGGACAACAAGGCAACACACACAGAAUCUGUCCUGCUGGAUCUGAAGGUGGUUCGAUUGUUGAACAGACUGAUGAUUCAGAGGACAGAAACCUGGACCACCAGUCUGCAGAAGUCCUGUGUGUGCAACACGGAGCUGGUCCAGACGGUGGUGAUAGUUUUACAUCGUCAGUGGCUCGACGUCCGAGGAUCCGACAGUCCAGCUGACUCAGCAGUCUGGCCGCCGCAGCGGUGCCCCGCCUCCCCCGUGCCGUGGUGGCGCGGCGCGGCGGCGUCUCUGCUCAGAGAGUGUUUGCUGCUGCUGCACUGGCUGCUGCUGCAUCACAGCAGCUUCUCGGAGAGCUGCAGGCCGCUGCUGCACAUGUACGACCAGGUGAUCCCCGCCGUGCGAGACACGCUGAAGAAGAUCCCAGAGCUCAGCGAGAGCGAGGAGCUGGCGCUGGAGGAAAUCUGUCGCUCCGAGGGCGAUGACAUGGACGUGGACAGUAGCUCCUGAUUGGCUGCCGCUGAGCGGACGUUAAGGAGCCUUCUCUGACGGUUAAUUGGAUAUUUCUGAGAAGAUGGAGCUCUAACAUGCACUCUUUCCUCGUCACUUGUUUAUUUUCGUGUUUUCUGUUUGUCUUGUCUUUGUUCCUGCCUCUCUUCUGCUCCAUGAAGUUCAUCACGACUGAAGCUGAUUUCAAAUAAUUUGUUCUUCACAAUUUCCAUGUAGUGUAGAAAUGGCAUAUUUCAGCUUUUCUUUAUAUUCACACGAUCACCACUAAGCUUCAGUUGCUUUGAAGAAAUGUGGAAGAAGCCUUUUGCUUUCAUUGGAAAAUAUUGUCCUGUUUUUAAAUUAACUGCAUUUCACACACGAAAUAUUUAACGAGAAUUUUUUUUUUUAAAUCUCGGGAUCUGUUUUUCUGAAUCAGCUAGAAGUCGUGAUAACAACAAGUGGGACUCUGUUAUCUGUGGAAAAGCUGAUAUUAAAAACAUUUCUUCAGGCUUUUUUUUCCUGAAUUGAUCUGAAAAACAGUUUCAGUUUGUUGAAACAGAAUUCCCUGUCCUGAAGCACGAUAAAGAUCAUCUUGAAACAGAUCUGAUGCUAUGUGACCAGUUUGGUAGGUAUUUCUCUGUUUUUAAUAAUAAUAAUAAAAAAAAAAACAUUUG
This is a messenger RNA of Salarias fasciatus (jewelled blenny), 3296 nucleotides long. Its product is annotated as ATR-interacting protein-like. The record is from RefSeq and is a predicted model, not a curated record. Gene Ontology annotation, biological process: DNA damage checkpoint signaling; DNA repair. Lineage: Eukaryota; Metazoa; Chordata; Actinopteri; Blenniiformes; Blenniidae.